Pseudomassariella vexata is the source of this 763-nucleotide messenger RNA. RefSeq lists its product as uncharacterized. Lineage: Eukaryota; Fungi; Ascomycota; Sordariomycetes; Amphisphaeriales; Pseudomassariaceae. The transcript has a single exon. The coding region runs from base 113 to 565 and encodes 150 amino acids. The record is from RefSeq and is a predicted model, not a curated record.
UGAUUCAUGGAUGGAUAUUUUGUAAGAUAGACCCUUGUGGUAGUACGAAAUCUGGAUUCUAAAUAAAAGGGCGAUUUAUUCGUCUCGGGUCUGGGAAUCGGAAACAAAGACAAUGAUUUCGUGCCAUGGGGCUUUAAAAGCAUCUCAUAUGCUGACGAUGAGGCUUCCCAUAAAAUUUCUACCUUUACAGUAUAGCCUGAACUUCAGCUUUCGGCCACGGUGGUGGCGCAGCCUCAUGAUGGUCUCGUGGGGGCCGUGUUAUUGCAGGUCCGUACAGGCUAUAGUGCAGAUAAAGCUCCACCUACGAACUGGCGCUCAUAAUAAGCAGCAUCACAAGCAGCAGGCUGAUGAGCUCACUAAAUGCCGUUUUGCCAAAAUUCCUUUUUCAUCUCUGGGAGCCUGGGGACUUAGCUCAAGCAAAUGCAGUGCGCAAGCACCGUUGAAACGGUCAGGAUACAUACACAUGGUGUCGAGCAAGCCGAAAACGAAAACGGCCUGGAGCGAUGCCCAUGUGUUCGAUUGCAGCCGUUUCACAUACACUCCAGAACGCGAGGAGGAGGUAUGAACCGCUUUUCACAUGCGCCCUAUUGUUGGGCAACGUUUAUCUGCACAACUUGUGCAUAAAUAGGAUUCCGAAGUCCGCUAUCUGCCACUAGGCUGAGUAGCACAUGAUUAAGUUGAUGCCCCUACUUCGCAGACCGGAUCUUGCUUGCGCCAUGUAAAGAGGAAAUCGUGGAAGUCUCUCAUGGGUAUCGAAUUCUAC